This is a messenger RNA of Paramecium sonneborni, 1020 nucleotides long. Lineage: Eukaryota; Ciliophora; Oligohymenophorea; Peniculida; Parameciidae. The record is from the annotation of a GenBank genome assembly.
AUGCUUUAUUAAGAUUAGAGAAGAAUGGUUAAUCAAAGUUAAUUAGACAAUUCAAAAUUCAUUCGACCUAGAUCCAUUUCAAAUAAUGCAGUAUUAUUUAAUAUGGAUACAUAACAAACGAAAUAUAAGACUGAUAUUGCUACAAAUUAUUAAGUUUCAAUAAAUGAAGCUAGGUAAAAUAGUUAAAAUCAAAUAAACCAUUCUUUUACUUAAGGAGGAGAAAACAAUCCCAAAAUUCUUAAUUCUCAUAAUCAUUAUGAUUUUAAAGGAUUAAUGAAAAGUUUUCAUAACAUUUAGAAUACAAAAGAAAAAGUAAAGGAAAGAUAAAAUAAUUCAAUUCAAGACAAAAACUAAUUAAUUUAAACUAAAGAUACCUUUUCUUAAGAAAAAUAAUCAAAAACAUUACAUAAUUCCUAAACGAGAUAAAUUAAAUAAAAUGAUUAAGAAAAAGAAGAAAUUUGGAGAUUAAAUAAAACUGAAGGAAUCUAAUGUAAUAAUAAAAAUACCAAAGAAAAUAAAUAAUUAAAUGACUCUGAUAUUAGAUAGAGAAUAAAAAAUUACCCUUAAAAAUCAUCAAGUCCUUAACUUAAAACAAAUACUAGACCUAAAUCGUCAAUGGAGGAUAAAAGUGUUACUAUUAUAUCAUUAUAAUUAAAGGAUAUGAAAGAAAAUGUAUAAUCUAAGGAUAUUAAAAAGAUUUGUUAGGAUAUGGGUUAUCAUAUGGUUAAAUUUGAUAGAAAUUAUGAUAAAAUUAAUAAUACAACUAAUGGAUAAGGAUGUUUAUAAAUAAGAGGAAUAAGCAAUGAAAAUAAAUUUAUUAAUUUAUAAACAAAUUUAAGCAAAAAAGGAAUAAACUUAGCAGAUUAAAAUUAAAAUCUUAAAGAUUUUAUUUCAAAUAAAUAUUUAUUAAAAAAAUAGGAACAUAAUAAUAUUGAGACUUAACCUAAUUUAAAUUAAGACGAAAAAUUGUUUAAUAACUUUUUAAAAUUUUAGAGAAGAUAGAAAGGAUAAUUUAUUUGA